This is a messenger RNA of Scaptodrosophila lebanonensis, 1416 nucleotides long. It is a transcript of the gene Gsc, whose product is annotated as homeobox protein goosecoid. The coding region runs from base 1 to 1416 and encodes 471 amino acids. Gene Ontology annotation, biological process: regulation of transcription by RNA polymerase II. Gene Ontology annotation, cellular component: nucleus. Lineage: Eukaryota; Metazoa; Arthropoda; Insecta; Diptera; Drosophilidae. The transcript is spliced from 6 exons. Gene Ontology annotation, molecular function: DNA-binding transcription factor activity, RNA polymerase II-specific; RNA polymerase II cis-regulatory region sequence-specific DNA binding. The record is from RefSeq and is a predicted model, not a curated record.
AUGGGAAACCAUUUUAAGCUAAGCAUUGUGAGCACACCGAGUCCGUCGCCCACAUCGCCGCCACCAACACCACCAGCGUCAACAACAACACUCACUAUGGUAGAAACAGCCUCACCACCCGCGGGUUAUGCCCUCAAGCGAUGUGCAGCCCAACAGCAGCACCAACAACAAUCACUCACGAGUCUGUCACGCACGCCUCGAUCACUCUCUCCUAGCAGUGCCAAUGCUGCCUACUUGACUACCGCCAUGUUGCUGAACUCCCAGCAAUGUGGUUAUCUGGGCCAGCGCCUGCAAUCGGUUUUUCAACAACAGCAACAACAUCAGCAGCAACCGCAGUCGCAGACGCCCAGCUCUGAUGAUGGCUCACAAUCGGGCGCCACCAUUAUGGAUGAUGAGCGUCCCAGUGCCCCUGCUGCGGCUUCCCUCUUCACCAUCGACAGCAUUUUGGGCUCACGCAAUGUUGCCAGCAGCAGCGGCAGCAGCAAUAACAACAACGGCAGCAAUCUUAGCAGCCAACAUAACAACAGCAUCAGUGGUAACCACAACAACAACAACAACAACAAUAGCUUAGGCUGCAUAGGCAGCUUAAAACGCAGCACCGACUCACCCGCCUCACCCAACUCCAAUUCGAGCUCCAGUGCCGCUGCCAGUCCCAUCAGACCGCAGCGGGUUCCUGCCAUGUUGCAGCAUCCUGGCCUGCAUCUGGGACAUCUGGCAGCGGCAGCAGCCAGCGGCUUUGCAGCAUCGCCAUCGGAUUUUUUAGUUGCCUAUCCCAACUUUUAUCCGAACUAUAUGCACGCAGCCGCUGUGGCUCAUGUGGCUGCUGCCCAAAUGCAGGCGCAUGUGAGCGGACAUGGAGCCGCGGCAGCCGCUGGCCUGGCCCAUGGCCAUCAUCCGCAUCAUGCACAUCACCAUUUGGCGGCUCAUCAUGCUCAGCACCAUUUGAGUCAUUUGGGGCAUGGACCGCCGCCGAAACGAAAGCGCCGGCAUCGCACCAUAUUCACGGAGGAGCAGUUGGAGCAGCUGGAGGCCACCUUCGAUAAGACGCAUUAUCCUGAUGUGGUGCUGCGCGAGCAGCUGGCACUGAAGGUUGAUCUGAAGGAGGAGCGUGUGGAGGUCUGGUUCAAGAAUCGACGUGCCAAAUGGAGGAAGCAAAAGCGCGAGGAGCAGGAGCGCCUGCGCAAGCUCCAAGAGGAGCAAUGCGGCAGCACCACCAGCAGUAGCAACAACAACAACAACAACAACAGCAGCAGCACCAGCAAUAGUGCCAGCAGCAGCAACAACAACAACAACAAUGUGACAGUCAGCAUGUCCAAGUGCGCUUCCGAGCACUAUGCCGCCCAAUUAGUGCACAUCAAGAGCGAUCCGAACAACUAUAGCGAUGCGGACGAGUCCUCCGAUUUGGAGGUGGCCUAG